Lodderomyces parapsilosis is the source of this 4089-nucleotide messenger RNA. RefSeq names its product DNA-binding transcription factor (gene ADR1). Gene Ontology annotation, molecular function: RNA polymerase II cis-regulatory region sequence-specific DNA binding; DNA-binding transcription factor activity, RNA polymerase II-specific. Gene Ontology annotation, biological process: regulation of transcription by RNA polymerase II. The record is from RefSeq and is a predicted model, not a curated record. Gene Ontology annotation, cellular component: chromatin. Bases 1 to 4089 code for a protein of 1362 amino acids. NCBI's taxonomy places the organism in Eukaryota, Fungi, Ascomycota, Pichiomycetes, Serinales, Debaryomycetaceae. The transcript has a single exon.
AUGAAUACCACUAGUAUUGGACUUAGGAGUGAAACAUCACACUCAUCUUUGAAUCACAUUCCUGAUGAUGGGAGGCUGGAAGAAGAGCCUACUCCAACUCCAACUCCAACUCCACUUAGUGCUGAGUCUACUCCCAUUGAAAAGGAAACCGACGACAACAGCAAACAUACUAAAACCAAAAAAACGAAAAACAUUCCAAUGGAACUAACAGCAUAUGGUACAACUCCUUCAGGUAAACCACGAUUAUUCGUUUGUCAAAUCUGUACACGUGCAUUUGCGAGAUUGGAGCAUUUGAGGCGACAUGAGAGAUCUCAUACAAAGGAAAAACCAUUUAGUUGUGGAGUAUGUCAAAGAAAAUUUAGUCGGAGAGACUUGUUACUACGUCAUGCACAGAAGCUACAUGCUGGUUGUACUGAUGCAAUCACUAGACUUAGGCGUAAGUCCAUAAGGCUGAAAGAAGAUGAAGGUGAAGAUGAGGCCAGUCCAGUAGCUCAAGAUACAACAAAGAUAAAAGCUGAACCAGUAGAGUUUAACUUGAACUUGUUUGACUCGAAAGCCAACACGACUAAAGCAAAAGUACUGAAGGCAAAACGUAAUAGCAGUGCGUUUGCACAGCAACCAUCACUCCCGACGGGUGCCACAGUGACUCCUGCGUCGUCUACAUCUUCAUCAGCCAACGCUACUAGAAAGAGCUCCAAUCCAGCUAAUUUGAAAAGACAAGCACUUGAGCACAAUAGGCAUACACCUGAUUUGACUGGUUCUACGGGGAUCGCCAUAACUCCAACAAGAGCGAGAAGAGGAACUUCCUUUUCAGCACAGUCGGGUGCAAACUAUGCUGUCAAUAUACCCGAGUUUAGUGAUGUAUAUCCACAAAGUGACAAUGUUGAAUUUUCAACACCUCAAUUUUUGCCAUCAAGUUCAGCAGAUGAAAUGAAUUGGCUAGAUAAUCUUGCUCAUAUACCCGGAUUAUCUGAUACUUCCAAUAUUGUCAAGAUGCAACGUACAAGCUCCAUAACGUCUGGUAUUAAUGGGUACCCAACGCCACCAGUCAAUGUUAGUCAUCAUGGGUCAUUUUCCCACCCUUCAACUUUUACGGCAAUGGGGCAAACAAGAACUGAUAGUGUCAAUAGUACAAAUUCGCAAUUUGAUGGAGGAUAUAUGAUGCCAACAGUUACAUUGACAAGUCAAGAGAUUCAGAAUGGCGUAAAUGCGCAUCAUCAACACCAACUACAACACCAGCACCAGCACCAAUUACAACAGCAGCAGCAGCCACCACCGCUACCACAACAACAACAACAACAACAACAACAACAGCCUCAACAGCCUCAACAACAACCUCCACCACCUUCACAAGCUCAACCACAGGCUCAACUGCAAACAUUUCACCACACUGGACAACUCGACAAGUACUUGGAUGGUUCAGGAUACUCCUUUUACGAUAUACCUGAUGAUGUUUUGGAUCAAGCAUUGCAUAUGGAUCCUACCUCGCAUAUUCGAGUAUUGACUCCUAUACUUCAAGAACCCGAUGAGGAUCGUGUACCUGGUAGAACCGAUGAAGCCGUCAAUCCUGAAUGGAAUUUCCUUAAUGAUAUUGAUGAAUUGACUCACGAAAUUGAUGUUGGAGCUAAAUUCAUGCCUGGUGGAUACUCCUUUUAUGGCGACCAGUUUUCCGCUAGCUCUUCUGGCGUUGACGCUAGCUCUCCAGCUAAUUUGAAAUCGCCACCUAAAGCCAAUAGCUCUCAGCUGAAUGUAGUGAAUCCCGUUUUUGAAAACACAAUUGAUCAACAUACAUUGCUAAAUUUGGAAAAUGCAACAACGCCUCAAAGGGAACUCUUUGAGCAGAUGCCCAAGAUGAGAUUGAGCAAUUUUUCAAGAAACAAAAUGUUCACCAAUCAUAUGCGCCAGCUAAUCAGUCGUGCUUUGAACAAGUAUCCCAUCAGUGGGAUUUCUACUCCAGUUAUACCCUCAAAUGAAAAAUUGGAAUCAUUUCUUUAUCGGUUUGUUGGGGAAUUUUUGGCUCAUUUUUCAUUCAUACAUGUGUCAAAAUUGAAUGAGUAUGAGAUUAUGAGUAUGGCUUCUGAUGAAGACGAAUCAAAUGAAAGUGCUAGAGUUUGUUUACCUUUGUUAGCUGCUACAAUUGGUGCGUUAUUAGCCAACUGCAAAAGUGAAUCCGAACAUUUGUAUGAAGCUUCAAGAAGAGCCAUUCACAUUUAUUUGGAGAGUAGGAAAAACCCACCACAGACCAAAGCCAAUGAUGGAGGAGGUAGUACGAAGAAUCCACUUUGGCUUAUACAAUCGCUUACGUUGUCGGUCAUUUAUGGAUUAUUUUCUGACAAUCCAAACAAUGUAUUUAUUGUUAUGAGACAAUUGAAUGCGUUAAACUCGCUUGUCAAAACAUCAAUCAAAACCAACGAAGCUAUUCUAUUUUCUAUACAUGGUGAGGACAGGAUGAUUUAUGACAAGUUGGUUGAAUCAAGUAAAAAGCAAGCUGAGGAGGUUUCGUUAUUUUCCAAUACUUUAAGUGAUGAGUUAAAGUUUAAGAAUUUGAUUAAUUUGCAAUCACAAUCUCGAAUUGUUUACAUUAUAUAUCGAUUGACGAAUUUCCUUUCCAUGUUGUAUAAUGUGCCAUUGACUUUAUCGGCAAAUGAUUUGGGUGAAUUGGUUGUCCCUAAUAGAAAUGAUGAAUAUUUGUGGAGUUUUAAAAGUUAUCAAGAUUUCCAAGAAAGUUGUUCAAUGAAUGGUGAAACUUUGAAUAUGUAUUCGCGAACAAGUACUAUUCAAUUUAAAGAGUUGUUGCUUCGGAUAUCCAAAUCGGCUAGUCCUAGCGUCCCUGCAAAUGAAGAGCUUGAUCGUUCAAUUGCAUUUAGUCUUGAUCAAUUGGGUAAAUGUGGAUUCACUUCGUUGGUGCAUGGAAUAUACGAAAUCAAGCAAUAUAAGGAAAUGGCCAAAAUUGAUGCCUUUAAAGUCUUGGAUGAAAUCAGUGUGCAUUUCCCCAUGGAUGGUGACAAACACAAGUUGCAAAGAGAUUACGAAAAGAUUGAUUACUUGUUGUUGAGUAACUAUACCAAGAUUGUCACGGCGUUGAAUAUGAAAUUCAUCAAAGAUCAAUUGUGGUUCAAGACUUUCCAAGAUUUAGUAAACAACUUUGAUUUUGCGUUUACCAGUUUCCCUAGUAAAGGUGAUGAAAAUGUCGAUGAUGACUAUUUACGCGUUGCUGAUUGUUGUAUUGAAUUGAUCAAGUUGCUUUCGUUUGGUACUAUUGAAAUUGGCGGAUCUAAUUUACAUCAACAACCACAAACUGGCGCAAAGCAUAGUUCGGAAAUUCUUGGACAAGAUCCAUUCAGUACUGAUUUUGGGUACUUGGAUAACACGUCGAAUUCAUUUAUUGAUGAUCACAGUUUUCUUCAUCAUGAGAACACCAAUAACAAUCAUGGACAUAGUGCAUCUCAAAACACAGUCAAGAUUCAAUUCUCAUCGCAAUUUGAACCGACAAAGGAUCUCGUUCAUGCACAAAUGUUGUUUCAUGCAUUCAAUACCAUGGUUUUGUUUUCAAUAUAUUUGAUUAGACGUAAAUCGUUACUUUGCAAACAGGGACUACUCGGUGAUGAAACACAUUGUGAAUCAUUGAAACCGCUCACAACUAAAUUGCAACUGAUGGUAUCGGUGGUUGAUCAAAUUGCAGCAGAAUUGAACCAACAUGGUUAUAAGCACCCUGGAGGAGAUGAGUUUGGUGGUGGUGGUGGUAGUAAUGCGGGCAUUGCUAAUCCUUCAUCAACAACAUCGCCUUUGCAACCGGGUGGUGGUGGUGGUUCUUCUGCACAUACCAGUCCUCAAGUGAAAUUGGAACAUGGUUGGUCGACGUUAUCCUACUUGACGAGUGGAAACCCUGCUGCGGCUACUGUUGCUGUUGCAAAUGACACUUUAGAGCCAAGUAUAGAAACAACAUUGCACAUUCUUGAUGUUGGUGAAUUGAUGAUGAGUUAUUUAUACGAGUCGCAAUUGCGCGUCUCCAUUUUGAAGAAAUUGGCGGUCAACUUGCUGAUGAUGAAACGAUAUGUGGUUGAGAAUAAAGAUAAAUUGGUAGAUUAA